Molecule: messenger RNA, 3701 nt
Organism: Salvia splendens (bonfire salvia)
Lineage: Eukaryota; Viridiplantae; Streptophyta; Magnoliopsida; Lamiales; Lamiaceae
Product: pentatricopeptide repeat-containing protein At2g40720
Exons: 2
Coding region: 738-2669 (643 amino acids)
Biological process (GO): RNA modification
Molecular function (GO): RNA binding; protein binding
Source: RefSeq, a predicted model, not a curated record
AAUGAUACUCCAUUUAUUAAGUGAACUGGUUAGAAUUAAGUAUAACAGAGAACAAACAAGAGCAAGAAAAAUUUUGUUUUUACUAAAAAAGAAAUUAAAAUACCUUACAUUUUUAUUGCUGCGUUUCAUUUAUCUAUUGCUGCGUUUCAUUAAUCUAUUGCUGCGUUUAAAUACUGCGCUUCCCUCUCUACUCAAAUCCUGCGUUUCAUUUAUCUAUUGCUGCGUUUAAAUACUCGGAGCAUCUCUACUCCCCAAAUUACAUCACCUCAAGAUUCAUUUUUCCUUCUCUACUCAAAUCCUGCGCUUCCCUCUCCAAUUCCAUCUAUGGAAGCACGCUUCACUCCACUGUCAUCAAAUUGGGCCUUUUAUUCGAUCCUUACAUCGUCACCGCGCUUGUCCAGAUGUAUGUAAAAUGUGGCUCGCUCGCUACUGCACUCCAAGUGUUUGAUUUUAUGCCUGAACGCGAGAUUUUGACUUCCGACGUCGCGCUUUGGAAUUCUAUCAUUGAUGGCUAUUUCAAGAAUGAUUUUUUUGAUCAAGGCAUUGCACAGAUCCGACGAAUGCUUGCGAUGAAUGUCAAGCCCGAUGGUUAUACUCUCUGUAUUCUUCUUGGAAAGUCCAAUGCAUGUUUAGGUGUAUCAUUUGGGAGAGAAAUCUAUGCAAUCAGAAACAUGUUUCUUCACGACACGUUUGUGGUCACCGCAAUGAUUGAUUUCUACUAAAGCUAUGGUAGGCCGAUGGACGCGUGGAAUACUUUUGUAAUGUUGGAGAAUAAACACAGCAUUGCAGUUUGGAAUUCAAUGAUCAACGGCUUCUGUGAAAAUGGUGUUUGGAGAAACAGCUUGCAGUUAUAUUCAUCGGCGAAAAAUGAGGCUCUUGAGCUUGGCUCCACAACAUUUUCAAGUGUUCUCACAGCUUGCUCACAGGGUGAAGCUGUGGAUUUUGGUUGUCAGGUGCACUCUGAUUUGGUCAAGAUGGGGUUCGAGCAAGAUUCCUAUGCUAGCACUUCACUACUGACCUUUUAUGCCAAAUGUGGAGUUGUCGAAGAUGCAGAGUGUGUUUUCAAUUCGGUCAGAGAUAGAACGGUUGGGAUUUGGAAUAGCAUGAUAUCGGCUUAUAUUAACUGUGGUGAUGCUAAUAAUGCUUUGGAUGUUUACAUCAAGAUGCGUCCCGAACAAGUAGAGCCUGAUUUCUUCACCGUAUCUAAUGUGCUAAUAGCAUGUGGUAUGAUUGGAUCGCACCAACUUGGAGAAACGGCAUACGGAGAGCUAAUCAAAAGGCCAGUGAAGCAGAGUCUUGCUCUGCAGAGUGCUCUGUUGACAAUGUACUCAAAGCUUGGGAGUUUCGAGGAGUCCUGUAAGGUCUUCAGAGAGAUGAGGACGAAGGACGUUGUAGCUUGGGGAUCUAUGAUAUCGGGGAGUUUAGAGAAUAGGAAAUUCGAGGAGGUAUUGAUUUUGUUCAAGGGGAUGAUAUCCGAAGGUGUGAAGCCGGAUGCUAGUGUUGUUGCAAGCUCAAUUGUUGCUUGUUUAGUAUAUGGUGAUGUGAAACUAGGUUGUUGUCUUCACGGAAUGUCGAUUAAGGAAGGCCUAGAUUUGGAUUCAUGCACAGGUAGAGCUCUAAUUGAGUUCUACUCCAAAUUCAAAAAGGUUGAGAUGGCAGAGGAAGCUUUUUCCAGUGUGUUGGUGAAGAAUUUGGCGGCGUGGAAUGCUUUCAUCUCGUGUAACUCAUUGAACGGCCUCCCAAACAUCUCGAUCAGCCUCCUGCCUCGUGUUCUGCAAGAUGGCCUCUGUCCCGAUUCUGUUUCAGUCACCCUAGCUCUUGCUGCAGCUGCAGAGCUCGCGGCAUUGCUUGUGGGAAAGGCGAUACACGGUUAUAUCAUAAGAUCCCUUCUAUUUAACGAAAAUCAAGUGGAGAACACGUUGGUUGAUUUGUGUGCGAAGUGUGGAAGCUUAGUUUAUGCUGAACGGGUGUUCAGGAACAUGGAGAAGAGAGACAUCGUGACAUGGAACUCAAUGAUUGGAGGCUACGGAUCACAUGGUGAGUGCCAUAGGGCCAUUGGUAUGCUGAAGGAGGUGAGGGAUUCAGGAGAAUCACCUGAUGGGGUGACGUUCCUGUCCCUCAUCUCCUCAUGCAAUCAUAGUGGUCUAAUUGAUACAGGGCUGAGCCUGUUUAGGUCGAUGAGGGAGAGCGGAGUGGAGCCUCAGAUGGAACAUUAUGUCACUGUGGUUGACCUUUUGGGUCGGGGUGGGCGUGUGGAGGAGGCUUGGGAGUUUGUGGAGGGGAUGGCUAUGGUGCCUGAGAGAGGCAUUUGGCUGUCUCUGCUUUCUGCUUGCAAGGUUCAUGGGAGGUUUGAGCUUGGUGAGGCCGCUGCUUAUAAGCUGUUGGAGAUGGAGCCAGAGAAUGGGGGUGGGUAUGUGCAGCUGCUAAACUUGUAUGUCGAGGGAGGGUUUAAGGAGAAGGCGGCAGAGUUGAGGAGUUUGAUGAAGGAGAAGGGAGUGAGGAAGGUGGCUGGGUGUAGUUGGAUUGAGGUGAAGGAUAAGGUGGAGGUUUUUUACUCGGGUGGGACAAAGAUGGUGAGCAUUUGUGAGACCCUUGAUGGUCUCAGGAGUAGUAUGAAAAGGGGGGAAUGUGGUUGGGGAGUUGGUGAGGCAUUGCUUUUAUCAGUCUGAGGUUGCAAUCAAGUCUUUUUAGGUGAAAGAUUUAGUUUAAAGGAUUGGCCUUUUGUAAUGUCACUCCGCCACCCAACUUCUCAGAGCGCAGCGGCGACAACACAACCAUGGAUAUGUAUCACUAAAAGGAAGUAGUGUUGUGAAUGAGGGCAGCAAGAAUUCGUUGGGCAGCCUCAGUAGGAUGAGCACCAUCCCAGAACAAGUACUCAUUUCUAUUCCGACAUGGUACUGUAUUUGCAAACCACCUUGGCCCUGUUCCAUUUGAAUCAUCACUGCCCCCACAACAAGCUUUGUCCUUCACCUUGAACCCUGCACCAUCCCUCAUAAGUUAAUUCAUUCCCACAGCAAAAAAAAAUUUAUUUAAACCAAGCCGUCAAUCUUGGAUUACCGUAGGCCUCAGCAUUGUUGAACAAGCUGUUAAACAGUUGAAUCGAUGGGGCGUAAGUAAAUGCAGAUCCAGGGUAGUUUGAACUGAGGUCGUGCACAAUAGAUUUCAGCCGCGUGUUGAACAUUUCCACCGUGUGGUUUAAUGUUGCGUUACACUUCAAAUUGUGACUUCUUAUAGGGAUGCAACCAAUAGGUGAUGCUUCUAAUAUCAAGAACUUCCUCAGCCCUAAACCUUGGAUUUCCUACAUUGACAAACGGAUAACAAUUGGUGUCUACAACUAAUUAUUGGGACGUUUUGUUAACUAUAAUCAAAUAUUGUUACCAAUAUAUGUUGUCUAUAGAGGUUUAUAAGGAGAUCAGCAAAUUGCUCAAGAUUGUAGAUAUGACUGCUUAGGUAGUGUUCAGUUUUAAAGUAGUUGUUGAGGUAGUCAUUUGCUCCAAUAUCCACAAACACCAAUGCAUUUUCCAAAUACUUGCUCACUUCAUUCCCAUGCAGUUGCCCUCUCAGUGGAAUAGGAUAUCCCAACUUGAAUGACACAUUUUUUAAAAUAGAAAUAUCAUUCUCUCUACUUUUUCUCACUCUUACUUUAUGCUCUAUCCACUUAACUCACAAAAACAACAUUAUACAUAAAAUUUCGUGUUAAA